CUUCCGAGAUAGUUAUUUACAUAUAAUCCAAGAAAAUAUUACAUAUAAAAUAAUAAACAACAAUAAUUACCAAUUUCAUUAUUGUAAUCGAAUUUGGAUUUAUUUUCAAGUCCUAUAUCGUUCAAAGUGCGUCCGUGUUUAUAUAUACAGGUCAUUGAAGCAUUAAGUUUGACUUAACCUCUUCAUCGUGAUAUUUAAUUCGUAUACUUUGGAAUUUUCUUUUAGUAAUUAUUUAUUUCAACUGUAAUGUAAAAAGAAUUAUUUGUAGUAUCGAAAAAAUUAUUUUCCUUAUACGCGUUUGUAUUAUUUCAAUAAUAAGAAUAAUUGGAAGACAAUGUGCGAAGUCAAAGUUUUGUCUAAUGGAUACUCCGAACAAAUGGAUGAUAGAAUAAUGUGCGCUAAUUGUUCGUGCACUUUAAUAAAAGGACCAAAAUUAAUUAUUGUCGAUACUAUGACUGCUUGGGAUCAGAAAAAAAUUUUGGAAGCUCUUAGUCGUGAGAAUGUAACACCAGCAGAAAUUGAUUAUGUUGUAUGUACACACAGUCACCCCGAUCAUAUUGGAAAUAAUAAUUUAUUUACCAAUGCAGAGCAUAUUGUAGGUCAUUCUGUACAGCACGGUGAUUUGUUUUACGAAGAGAAUCUUAAAAAUGAAGAAUAUAUUCUAUGCGAUGGUGUUAAAGUUCUUGCAACACCAGGCCAUACAUCAGAAGAUAUUACUGUAUUAGUUCAAACUAAUAUUAAUGGUCAAUCUAGUUGUGUCGCUAUUACAGGUGAUCUGUUUGAAAAGGAAGAGGACAUUGUAAAUCCAUUAAUUUGGAAAAGUCUCGGUCAAAAAGAGUUACAAAAAGUUCAAUCUUACAUGCGCUCACGUAUUAUUAAUCUUGCUGAUUUUAUAAUACCUGGACAUGGUCCAAUGUUUUCUGUUACAGAUAAAAUGAGGCAGAUUGUUGAUAGUCAAGUGAUUGAAUGAUUCUACAAUUAAAAUUGAAAACAUUUAAUUCAACGAUUAAAUUUAACCACACAAAUCGUUUACAAUCUUAUUUAUUUUUACAAACAUUUUAUUAAACAUUACAUAAUGAAGUA
Polistes canadensis is the source of this 1083-nucleotide messenger RNA. Its product is annotated as metallo-beta-lactamase domain-containing protein 1. The transcript is spliced from 4 exons. Lineage: Eukaryota; Metazoa; Arthropoda; Insecta; Hymenoptera; Vespidae. The coding region runs from base 335 to 970 and encodes 211 amino acids. The record is from RefSeq and is a predicted model, not a curated record.